This is a messenger RNA of Gilbertella persicaria, 434 nucleotides long. Its product is annotated as small nuclear ribonucleoprotein Sm D1. Gene Ontology annotation, biological process: spliceosomal snRNP assembly; RNA processing. The record is from RefSeq and is a predicted model, not a curated record. Gene Ontology annotation, cellular component: pICln-Sm protein complex; SMN-Sm protein complex; U2 snRNP. NCBI's taxonomy places the organism in Eukaryota, Fungi, Mucoromycota, Mucoromycetes, Mucorales, Choanephoraceae. The coding region runs from base 34 to 381 and encodes 115 amino acids. The transcript is spliced from 3 exons. Gene Ontology annotation, molecular function: RNA binding.
UCUUUCCUUUCUUUUAUAUAUAAACUAUUGAAGAUGAAGUUGGUUCGAUUCCUUAUGAAAUUAAACAAUGAGACAGUCUCUGUCGAGAUGAAGAACGGCACAGUGGUCCAUGGCACUAUUACAGGUGUCGACAUGAGUAUGAAUACACAUUUGAAGACUGUCAAGAUGACUGUCAAGAACAAAGAUCCUGUCAGUUUGGAUACGUUGAGUAUUCGUGGCAACACUAUUCGUUGUGUUAUUUUACCAGAUAGUUUACCAUUAGACACACUCUUAAUUGAUGAUUCUCCCAAGUCUAAAAAGAAACGCGAAGAUGAUGGUCGUGGACGUGGAAGAGGCAUGAGUAGAGGUCGUGGUAUUCGAGGCGGUAGAGGACGACGUUAACCAACUCUCUAAUAAAACAUAUUUCUUUUUCUUUCUUUCUUUUCUUUUUAUCA